CGCUCCUACUUUCGAACUCUUCUUAUGUAUGGAUUCCACUUCCUUGUGUGGUUUCUCUGUGUCAAAGAGAUCAGGGACACACAGUGUGGAUUUAAACUCUUAACCAGAGAAGCUGCCUUGCGGACCUUCUCAACUCUUCAUAUAGAACGCUGGGCGUUUGAUGUGGAACUUCUUUAUAUAGCUCAGCGCUUGAAAAUACCUAUAGCAGAGGUUGCUGUCAACUGGACUGAAAUUGAAGGUUCUAAGCUAGUUCCUUUUUGGAGCUGGCUGCAGAUGGGCAUGGAUCUUCUUUUUAUACGACUGCGAUAUAUGACUGGUGCCUGGCAGCUUGAAACAAGAAAAUGUAAUUAG
Apaloderma vittatum (bar-tailed trogon) is the source of this 351-nucleotide messenger RNA. Its product is annotated as dolichyl-phosphate beta-glucosyltransferase-like. The record is from RefSeq and is a predicted model, not a curated record. The annotation marks the transcript as partial. Gene Ontology annotation, cellular component: endoplasmic reticulum membrane. Lineage: Eukaryota; Metazoa; Chordata; Aves; Trogoniformes; Trogonidae. The transcript has 3 exons.